Nilaparvata lugens (brown planthopper) is the source of this 666-nucleotide messenger RNA. RefSeq lists its product as uncharacterized. The record is from RefSeq and is a predicted model, not a curated record. The transcript has 4 exons. NCBI's taxonomy places the organism in Eukaryota, Metazoa, Arthropoda, Insecta, Hemiptera, Delphacidae. Bases 198 to 497 code for a protein of 99 amino acids.
GUACGGGCUCGGCCAGUUCAUCGACAACCGCAUCCAUUCCCACAGCAACCCCACCGCAACGAGAUCUACAACGGCCAUCAGGGUGGCGUCUUCAUCUUGGGCGAAGGCCGCGGCUUGAUCGAGCAUAACAAUAUCUAUGUGACUCAAUGUGGAUUGUGAAGACACAGAAGGGGACGCAUUUGGAUCUUGAAUCAUGAAUGUUGAAUCUUGAUGCUCACAGAAAAGGAAGUCAACCAGACAGAUUUGAUUUGAUUUGCAGUCGUCGCCGCCGCACCACGAUCACUCGGCGGCAUCCACAUCUAGUGGUGGUGGAUCUACAUGCAAGGAGCAUGCGCACUACCACUGGAUGUGGAUGCUGGAUGAGUUGGGCAACCUCGGCCGCUCCAGUACCAACUGCCCGACCAGGUGUUGCUAACCAUAUUCGGCUACUUGCUGUCGGUUUCAGGGCAUCAGCUCUGUUGGGGCAAACUGAGCCGCUUCGGCGAGCGGGCCAAUAAUUUCAACAUUGUUUCAAUUCCAAGUUGAUUGUUUUGAAUUAAUAUAGUCUACUGUUACAGAGAGACUAUGCCUUUUGAAAAUAUAAACGGUUACCUGAUAAGUACCUUAAUUUGUGUUAUGAAAUAUGAUUGAUAUCCAACUAUUUAAUAAAUUUCUCAAUUUGAAAGA